Molecule: messenger RNA, 455 nt
Organism: Castor canadensis (American beaver)
Lineage: Eukaryota; Metazoa; Chordata; Mammalia; Rodentia; Castoridae
Gene: Spmip3
Product: sperm microtubule inner protein 3
Source: RefSeq, a predicted model, not a curated record
AUCCAUCAUGACUGCCAUCCGACUACGAGAAUUUCUGGAGCAUCGCCGAGUGAUUCCACCCAGUAUAUUUAUUGCUCAUCAAGGAAAGGACGUCCAAGGCUAUUACCCUGGGCAACUGGCAAGGUGCCAUUUUGACUGCAGUGAGAAGAAGGCUCCCAGAUCACCCAUAGACUUGGCCAUUCCUCCCAAGAGAACUCCAUGUCAUCCUCAGUUAGAUCAACAAACGCUCAUUCAAUGUAUUUGUUUUCGAAGACAUUCAAGGCCUGUCGAACCAUGGUACAAAGAAACUACUUACCAAAGAGACUACUCUCUGCCUUUUUACAGGAUCGAUUACAACCAGAAGUUAGCCACGGUUUCAUCAAAUCCUAGACCACUCAAUUCAUUGCCAGAGUUCAAGGAUGGUGAAGAGAGAAGAAGCUUUGGAAGGAAUGCUUUUUAAGUAAACCAAUCAUGGU